This is a messenger RNA of Drosophila novamexicana, 1777 nucleotides long. Its product is annotated as guanine nucleotide-binding protein subunit beta-like protein 1. The coding region runs from base 93 to 1064 and encodes 323 amino acids. Lineage: Eukaryota; Metazoa; Arthropoda; Insecta; Diptera; Drosophilidae. The record is from RefSeq and is a predicted model, not a curated record. The transcript is spliced from 3 exons. Gene Ontology annotation, molecular function: protein binding.
CACAACUUAUCGCAACACCCUUUAUUUAUCUUAUCGAGAUUGCAACGCAACACGCUUUAGUUAAAUUUAAUUAAUUCAAUUCACGUUUUAAAAUGGCUGUGCUACCACCUGAUCCUGUAUUCAGUUUACGCUGCCCUGACAUGGGCGCCGUCAACUCCAUAUGUUUUCAUGAGAGCGAGCGCCUGCUGGCGGGCACCCUCAAAGGCAGAGUAUUUCUCUGGGAUCUACAGACAAACCGCUCGUCGCUGAACUUUGAGGUGGGCAACGCGCCAAUUACGAAUCUGCAUCACACCAAAGAGCAUCUGAUCACGCAGGAGAAGGGUGGCACCAUCACCAUGUACUCCAUUAGCAGCAACAGCUAUGUGAAGGAGCGCAGCACACCGGGCAAUCAUUUGGGCUAUUGUCGCACAGCGCUGCACAUAAAUCCCAACAAUACAAACGAACAGUUACUCUUCUAUCCGUGUGAGGAGACGGCAAUUGGUGUGCUGCAUGUUACGGAUCCGGCAGCGCCUACACAGAUGCUAAUACCGGAUGAUCCACAAUUGGCCAAGCUGGGCAGCGUUACUUGUUUUAAGCCCUUCGAGUGCGCCUCACAGCUUUUUCUGCUCGCCGGCUACGAGUCCGGUCAUUUCCUCACCUGGGAUCUUAGCAGCGGUGUUAUGAUUGAUGUCAUGGAACUGGCGCCGGAUGCCUUGACAGUCGAUUAUGAUCCCAUCACGAACCGCGGCAUAGUGGGCGGCGCUUCCGAAAAACUGACCACCUUCAGCUAUCAACGACAAUCCAUGCAGCUGCAGCGCGGCUCCGAGCUGUGCAUCAAGAAUCCGGGCGUCAACUGUGUGCGCAUACGCUCCGAUCAGAAGGUCUUUGCCAGCGCUGGCUGGGACGGUCGCAUACGCAUUUUUUCGUGGAAGAGCCUGCGACCACUGGCCGUGCUGACGCAGCACAAACAAGGCGGCGUCAUGGAUCUCGCCUACUCCUCGGAACCUGUGUCCAUGUGGCGUGCCCCCAUUAUGGCCGCUGCUGGCAUGGACGCACAGAUCUCGCUCUGGGACUUAUACAACUAAACCCCUGACACAAAUGUGUAUUAGUUUCUAAGUGUUACAGUUUGAAUCAUACUUUGAAUCAUAUUUCUGCCAAGCAGCUGCACUGGCAGAGACUGACAAUUCAUGGGCAACUUUCUUUCAUUCAUAUUUAAAUAGUUAUCCCGUAAUACACAUGUAACCCUCUAAACUUUAUAGUGAAUUUUAAGUUUUAUAUUAUGACCAAAACCUACUUUAAAUCUGCCUCAAACAAUUUUGGUAUUUUUUAAGUGCUUAAAGAUUCCUAAGGACUGAAGACGCUUCAUUCGUGAUUUUUUGUUCAGAUUCAUUUGAGAUUUAUACUUAAUAUAUUUAGGAGAAAAAAAAUAUUUUUAAAGUUUGUCAUAUUUUAUCCGUGGGUUCGUUAAUGUUUUUUAUGAGACUAUUUCUAUUUCUUUCUUUCUAGGUUGUUAGCUUCAAGAUUUAUUUAAUGAAAUUCGGAGAUGUUUAUUUGAAUUCUUUCAGGCGAAAUGCAUACCAAAGAUUGACAUAUCCAGCAAAUUCUCUUGCUGCAGAUUCACAUUUAAACGAGACUUAAUUUUUUGUACUCCUGAAUUUGAUAAAAAUAAAACUGGAUUCAUGCAUAAGAAAUUAUUUCUAAUUCCAUCCGUAGAAACAAUCGAAAGCCUUUUGAACUUUACGACUUAUAAAAUAACUCCCAAACCAUUUAAGAUUUUCAUUUCGAACUAGAUUCAUUU